UCUGUGCGGUGCCGCGGGUCCCGCCACUUCGUUUUCCCGCGGAUUCCACAAAUCGGAUAAACCCGGAUAAAUCAUGACUAAUCACUGAGACUCUUCCUAACCGCUCGCGAAGGGUGACACCGGGAGAACCGCAAACAUAAACAGACGUUACCGCCUUGUGUGUGGGGACGGGGACGACUCUCCGUGUGUGAGGCACCGCGCGCGACUGUACACCCCCGUACCGCAAAACCUUUCCCUCCUCCCGCGCCGUGCAGAUUGCGCACUCCUGCUCUCUCGGCAGGGGCCUGUGGAGGGAAGUCCGAUAUUUUCUUAAAUCUCAGACCAAGAUGGAGGACGGAGGAGUGGCGGAUGCUGCGGAGAGCGGAGAUCUGUGGAUGAACAUUCCCUGAUUGCGGUGGGAGGGAACUGUAUGCAUGUCUGUGAUUUGGGGGACUCAGUGUGAUUUCGUUAAUAACGGUGGAUAGGCGUAGGCCCAUGAAGGGUUGAGGUGAGAUUACGUAGUUUGGUAGGAAAUCAGUGCACUGACUGACGGGCACGUGUAGCUAGCGGGGUAAGCCGUCCCUACCAGCGGCCGGGCGGACUGAACACGGAGCCGUUUCUCCUGCCGUGCCAGUGAGAAGGGAACACCAUGCCGCGGGAAGUCCACGCCGCAGCCACCUGCCUCCUCGUCCUGGCGCUCCUGCGGCUCCCUUUGGUAUCGACAACCAAGUCUCCGACCGCGUUAUUGGACAAGUUACUGUCUAAAGACAAUUAUGAUCCUAGGAUACGGCCAAACUUCAAAGGACCGUCGGUUAACGUGACGCUGGACGUUUUCAUCAACAGCUUCGGCUCCAUCCAAGCCUCCACCAUGGAUUAUAAGGUGAACAUCUUCCUACGUCAGAGGUGGAACGACCCGAGGCUUCAGUUCAAGGAGUACAACGAGAGCCUCAGCAUCGACCCAAGCAUCCUCAACAAGAUCUGGAUGCCCGAUCUGUUCUUCGCGAAUGAGAAAGGAGCCACAUUUCACACCGUGACCACUAUGAACAGGUUGUUCCGCGUCUCGCCUACAGGGGACAUCCUCUACAGUCUAAGAUUGACCCUGAGGCUGGCCUGCCCCAUGCAGCUGCAGCGUUUUCCCAUGGACCACCAGGUCUGCAUCAUGCAGCUGGAGAGCUUCGGCUACACCACAAGAGACUUACAGUUCAAAUGGAACGAUGAAGAGGGGUCAAUGCCCGUACAGACGUCACCGGAAGUCGAGCUUCCACAGUUCGAGAUAGAGAGCGUCGAGACCGCAAGUUGUCUGAAGGUUUACAGCACCGGUCUGUACACGUGUGUGGAGGCCAGGUUCUACCUGAAGCGGCAGCUGAGUUAUUUCAUGAUGCAGACGUACACGCCCACCAUCCUGAUCGUCGUGCUGUCCUGGGUGUCCUUCUGGAUCAACAUGGACGCCGCACCGGCCCGCACCGGCCUCGGCAUCACCACCGUGCUCACCAUGACCACAAAAAGCACGGGUGUGUCGGCAGAUCUGCCGAAGGUGUCGUACGUCAAGGCCAUUGACAUCUGGAUGGCCGUGUGCAUGAUGUUCGUGUUCGCCGCGCUGCUGGAGUUCGCAGCCGUGAACUUCACCGCGCGGCUGCAGAAGGUGGAGGUGGAGAAGUGGGGCAGGAGGUUCAGCAGGAAGAAACAGCCCCAAGUUCAGGUACGGGUCCAGAAACGCUGCAUAGGGAUUCAGAAGAACAUCGACGACGUACCUCCCAACUACACGGGACUCAUCCUCGUCGACAGCCAGGACCCGCGGUGGGAACAGAUGGAGACGAACGCGAACGAGAACGAGACCAGCUUCACCUACAAGACCAUGGGGGUGGCACCACUGAUAGCGGAGCGGGAGGAGGAGGUCAAGGCCCCUCCCCCCAAACCGGCCGCGCCUCCAGGUCCUCCGGAGACAUUCAGAGACAAGGCCGAGAAAAUAGACGCCGUAUCCCGGAUCGUGUUUCCCAUGAUCUUCCUGUUGUUCAACAUCGGGUACUGGUCGUCUCUGCUCGCCAUGUUCUGAAGAGAGGUUGAAGUAUACAUGGCUUUGCAGUUGAAGCGGUCACAACUAGCAAUAUAUGUACCGAUUCUCAACACGAGAUGAUAUAACCGUAUGAGAAGAGGACUGAAACGACCACGCGUUUGUUUGCGCGGUUUGGUCGUUUUUCUGGUGAACGAGCGAUACGCGAUUACUUCGUCUGCUGCUUCCACGGGGGUUCAAGAAUCUCACACUGACCGUCACUUCGGCGAAACAUUCUACUUGUACAUGAAUUUAAAAGUGUAAACUAAAAUAGAAAAUGAUAACGGGUCUAUUGGUUAACAUUAGCGACAUAAUAGGUUAAAAAAAUCCUUAAGUAGCGUUGCUACACUUGGUGGAUAGGGUUACAUGUCUUAAGAAACAGGCAAAGACCAUCUCCGGGUUUUAAAAGCCAGGAGAAUGUAAAGGAGAGGUUAGAAAUUGAUACGUCACUCGAUACUACAUAGAUUUAAACUAUUAACACCGUAGAGGACCUACUUAAGACUCAUAUAUGUAUACAUAUAUAUGUGUAACUUCCACGCCAUUAGUCUUGCUGCCAAAUCUCGCGAUAACUGGGCGACUCUCGCGUGAUCAACAACACCUCACGUGAACUACAAACUCUCGCGUGAACUACAACCCCGAAACCCUAACAUGUAAAAGUGCAAUAAUAGUGGUAAUGUUCAGAAUCCUUUUGCCACAACAAUAGGUGAUAUGGACAAAGGGGUUUGGACGAUUCCUCUCCGGGGGAAUCUAUUUAGUAUUGCUUCACGAAAGAGAAGAAGAUUUCGCAUUGCUUCCCGAACGUUUCGCUUUCCUGAGAUCGGUCUAUUGGUGGGAACCUGUUUCUUGCACACAACAUGGCGGGGAGGGAUCGAUUUUCUUGGCUAUUCAAUGACAGGUGCAAUAGAUAGAUAGUCUCGUUUCACUGCCCUUAGGCCAAACUCUGCUAAGCAUCGUUGCGCGUGAUGGAAGAUAUAAUCUUAAAUGAUUGGAUCGUAAGGGGCCCAGGCUAAGGGCUGUUACUCGGCAAUAAAUGAAACCAAUCGGGUAUUCAUAAAAUUUCAAUAUAUAUGCAAGGGCGGCGAGCUGCGAAGGAAAUAUACGUUCGGCGUGGGAGGAACUGACAGAGCAGAUAUGGGCACUGUUGUGCCGCCGGUGAAAGGUAGUUACUGCACUAGUAUGUAGAUGAAGUCGUAGUACUUACCACAUUCUGCAUCACACGGCACAUUUGUAAGCAUCACACGUUCAGAGAUUCAUAUGCAAUAAGAACUUUAUGUGAAGAAAACAAAAUAAGAUAAUUCAAAUAUCUAUAGAAUAAUCUGAAAUUUCCUUGAUGUGUUAGAAUAAAUGUGAUUUCCGGAGUUAAGAAUAUUAUUCCGUGUGUUUAGCUGUAAAUAGUUGGUUUUCUGUUACAGUCCUGUGUCUAAAAACAUUUUCUUUCUUAGCUAGCUCAGAUGCAUGUAAGGAAAUGAAGCUUCUUUGUCCUGGUCAGCCAAUAGAAGACAUGUACCAUUGUGUAUGAAACAGACUACUGUUAAACGUCGCUACUAACAAGGAGAUAAUCAUGUAAAGCCAUACAAUACGAGGGUUAUGAAAUUAGCAAUUACAAGAUGUUGACUAUCACAAUAAACCUUCAAAUGCUUCUUCCA
This is a messenger RNA of Branchiostoma floridae (Florida lancelet), 3675 nucleotides long. Its product is annotated as glycine receptor subunit alphaZ1-like. The coding region runs from base 629 to 2032 and encodes 467 amino acids. The transcript is spliced from 10 exons. Gene Ontology annotation, molecular function: transmembrane signaling receptor activity; neurotransmitter receptor activity; chloride channel activity. Gene Ontology annotation, biological process: regulation of membrane potential; chemical synaptic transmission; nervous system process. Gene Ontology annotation, cellular component: synapse; neuron projection; membrane. NCBI's taxonomy places the organism in Eukaryota, Metazoa, Chordata, Leptocardii, Amphioxiformes, Branchiostomatidae. The record is from RefSeq and is a predicted model, not a curated record.